Molecule: messenger RNA, 829 nt
Organism: Saimiri boliviensis boliviensis (Bolivian squirrel monkey)
Lineage: Eukaryota; Metazoa; Chordata; Mammalia; Primates; Cebidae
Gene: TMIGD2
Product: transmembrane and immunoglobulin domain containing 2
Biological process (GO): B cell differentiation; B cell receptor signaling pathway
Cellular component (GO): B cell receptor complex; external side of plasma membrane
Source: RefSeq, a predicted model, not a curated record
AGGGCCAGGAACGGGGUCCCUGGGCAUGAUGCUUGUCCUCCUGGUGCAGCUCUGGGCCCUGCAAGGAGCCUCAAGCCUGAGCGUGCAGCAGGGGCCCCAGCGGCUGCAUGUGAGACAGGGCAGUCAGGCGACCCUGGACUGCCACGUGGACCAGGGGCCAGCCUGGGAACGGCUCCGUGUUGUGUGGACCAAGGAUGGGAAUGUCACGUGCCAGCCGUACAUCACCAAUGGCCACCUCAGCCAGGGGCUCUGUGGGCCCCAGGGACGGCUCUCCUGGCAGGCACCCAGCCACCUCACCCUGCGGCUGGACCCUGUGAGCCUCAGCCACAGCGGAACCUACGUGUGCAAGGCGAUCAUAGAGAUUCCUGACUUGGAGAAGGCUGAGGGCAAUGGCACUUGGCUCUCGGUGGACCCAGAUGACCCCCCACAGAACAGAAACCUGACCUCAAGCUUCCGAGGACUCCUCUUCGUGCCGUUGGGGGUGGGGAGCGUGGGUGUGGCUGCAAUGGUGCUAGGCACCUGGUUCUGGGGCCGCCGCCGCCGCUGCCAGCAAAGGGACUCAGGUAACAGCCCAGGAAAUGCAUUCUACGGCAAUGUCCUAUACCGACCCCAGGGGACCCCAAAGAAGAAUGAGAACUCACCUGGAGAUGGGAAGGACCAGAGAGUCCAGAGCAUUUAUUCAACCUCAUUCCCGCAGCUGGUCACCUGCCAGCCCCGCCUGGCACCCAGACCUUGCCCCAGCCCCAGGCCUGGCUAUCCCAUCUCUAAGGUCAGAGUCUCUCCUAGCCCAGGCCCCACUGGGCAGCCAAGACGAAGAGAGUUCCCCUAA